CUUCUAAUUAACUACACUUCACUCCCACUCUCACUCUUACCUGCUUCUUCUUCUUUGUCUUUCAAAUUUCAAUAUAUACUUCUCAUCAUAACCACCACAUGCACUUCUUCUAGGGUUCUUUUCUUCUUGUUCAAAACUUUUAAGGUCAUAUAUCUCUUUGAAAGCAGCUUCCACUUUUUUCUAGUUGUGUUGUUGGUUGAAAUUUCUUUUAGGGGGAAAGGAUCUCUCACUUUCUCUCUCUUUCUUUUUCCAUAUUAAUAAUUAAGAGGGUUAUAUUAGAACAAGAUAUAUAGCUAGGUUUAGAUAUGAUGGAAGAGAGAAAUAAUAAUGAUGCUGCUGAGAAACUGGAUGAAGUUAUGCUACCAGGGUUUAGGUUUCAUCCAACUGAUGAGGAGCUUGUAGGGUUUUACCUCAAGAGAAAGAUUCAACAACGCCCUUUGACUAUUGAGCUCAUCAAGCAGCUUGAUAUCUACAAAUUUGACCCUUGGGAUCUUCCAAAGUUGGCCACCACAGGAGAAAAAGAGUGGUAUUUCUACUGUCCCAGGGACAGAAAAUACAGAAACAGUGCAAGGCCUAAUAGGGUAACUGGAGCUGGGUUCUGGAAAGCUACAGGGACUGAUAGGCCUAUCUACUCCUCAGAAGGUUCAAAGUGCAUUGGCCUCAAGAAAUCCCUAGUCUUUUACAAAGGUAGAGCUGCCAAAGGAGUCAAAACUGAUUGGAUGAUGCAUGAGUUCAGGCUACCUUCUCUCACUGACUCACUAUCUCCAAAGUACAUAGACAAGAUCACCAUUCCUGCUAAUGAAUCUUGGGCUAUCUGCAGGAUAUUCAAGAAAACCAAUGCUACAGCUCAAAGAGCUUUGUCUCACUCUUGGGUCUCUUCCCUACCUGAAACAAGAACCUCUGAUCAUCAUAUCCUAACCAAAGAUCAAGACAACACUACCCAGUUUUGUUCAGACAACAUGUCAAUGACAAAGAAAACUACCUUAGCCAGCCAGUACUGUUCUAACAAUUACAAUGAUUCACAACCCUUAACCACUAAUAGCAGUACUCUUUGUCCCUUAGAUGUGGCCUCAUGCAAAUCCAUCAUUAACCCAUUGCUUUACAAAGCCUUUGAUCAUUUUCCCAUUUCAAAUGAAGACCUUAGCACUAGCUUGUUAUUCUCAUCACCCCCCUUUGAAACAUCAGAAACUAAUCCCAAAUCUACAAUAAUGGACGUUUCUUCCAUGCUGUUGAACAUGUCAUCCUCAGUGCUUGGAGAUUUUAACAAGACUACUUCAGAGGACACAAAUACAAAUGCAGCUUCAAACUUUGGUGUGUUGCAAGAGCACUGUAGUGGCUACCCAAUACCAUUUCUACGUGAGAAUAUGCAAACCACAUUUGGUAACCAGCAACAACAAUAUUGUGAUAAUAUUUAUGCAUUGGUAAAGGGUCCUAAUGUGAAUGUGCCUCGUGUUGAUGACCCAGAGUUGGAGUUGGAGACAGUAGUACAACGAUCCAUUGGGUUUCCAUUAAGUGUUACUAUGCCUUUGAAUAUUGGAGAUGCCUGGAAGUCAAAUAAUCUGCUUUGGGAUACUUCCUCUUUUCCUUGUGAUGUGCCAUCUAGUUAUUAUUCCACAACUAAGUGCUAUACUUAGUUGUCCAUUUUUUUUUAUUUUAAUUAGACAAAUUAGAAGCCGUUGUUUUUGUAGCUUCUAGUAGCUAGUAACAACUACUAAGUCUGACUUUUUAGCUUAGAUUUCUGUUCAAUUUACAUUAGCAAAGUAGGACUUAUUAUUAUUAUUAAUUUGAAACUUUUUUUGUAACUUAAGGUUAUGUUUUAACUCAAAUGUCUAUGGAAU
Messenger RNA from Glycine soja, 1838 nucleotides. Its product is annotated as protein FEZ-like. The transcript is spliced from 3 exons. NCBI's taxonomy places the organism in Eukaryota, Viridiplantae, Streptophyta, Magnoliopsida, Fabales, Fabaceae. Gene Ontology annotation, biological process: regulation of DNA-templated transcription. The coding region runs from base 306 to 1634 and encodes 442 amino acids. The record is from RefSeq and is a predicted model, not a curated record. Gene Ontology annotation, molecular function: DNA binding.